CCCGUACGUAUGACGUGAGCGAGGCUGAGGAUGACGCUAAAACCUCGCGACGCUCCAAGAUCCUGGAGGAGUUUACGUGUUUUCACUGUGACGCUACACCCCAUCCUGACGCCGGCGAGUUUGGUCGAACUCAUCUUUUUCUCUUCCACUCCAAUCCGAGCUUACCUGUAUGAUCUGAUACCUGGUGGCAGACUCUUCACCAUGGACCCAUCUCCAGGCUCCUCCAGCUUCCACUCGGACUCGGAUUUCUGUCCCGAAUGUGGCUCAAUUUUGCCCCUCCCUGGAACUUUGGACAUAGUUACCUGCCCCAGAUGUGGCUUUUCCAUAGAUGUGCGGGAGUUCGAGGGAAAGGUGGUGGAGACCUCGGUCGUGUUCCACAAAUUAGGAACAACAGCUUUCAUGGUGUCAGAGGAAGAAGGGCCCGAGUUCCAGGGUCCAGUGAUUGACAGGCGCUGUUCCAAUUGUGGCCAUGAAGGGAUGGCAUAUCACACCCGGCAGAUGCGCUCAGCUGAUGAAGGACAGACAGUCUUCUAUACCUGCACUAACUGUCGAUUCCAAGAGAAAGAAGACUCUUGAUUUCUAACCUGUUGGAUUCUUCCCCUUCUGUUUAAAAGCAUUCUUGCUCCAUAGAGUCCUGCUAUGAUGGCUCAUCCUUAUAUAGAAAUGGCCUGGGUUCUUGAAGACUAUAGAGUACAACCUCUGGUGUACUUCGAGCGAUCCUCAACUUCAGGGGCUAUAUGAUUCCAUUACUCACAACCACAACAUUACUGAAGAUUGUUGAAAUUAAGAAGACUUUGUUUAUGAUAAAAAUUUGGAGUUCAAUUAAAAGAAAUACGCAGUUUGGCAA
Gracilinanus agilis (Agile Gracile Mouse Opossum) is the source of this 847-nucleotide messenger RNA. It is a transcript of the gene POLR1H, whose product is annotated as RNA polymerase I subunit H. Bases 31 to 576 code for a protein of 181 amino acids. The transcript is spliced from 6 exons. The record is from RefSeq and is a predicted model, not a curated record. Gene Ontology annotation, biological process: DNA-templated transcription; termination of RNA polymerase I transcription. Gene Ontology annotation, cellular component: RNA polymerase I complex. Gene Ontology annotation, molecular function: nucleic acid binding; zinc ion binding; DNA-directed RNA polymerase activity. NCBI's taxonomy places the organism in Eukaryota, Metazoa, Chordata, Mammalia, Didelphimorphia, Didelphidae.